Messenger RNA from Lathyrus sativus (Indian pea), 273 nucleotides. NCBI's taxonomy places the organism in Eukaryota, Viridiplantae, Streptophyta, Magnoliopsida, Fabales, Fabaceae. The record is from the annotation of a GenBank genome assembly.
AUGAAGAACUUUUUUCUUGUGCUUUCUAGAGACAAGGCUACUUCUUUGGCAAAUCUAGAAGCAUCGGAAACUCAACAUCCAAGUAAGAGUAUUAAAGUCGUUGAUUAUGAAUUGUUGGAAACUGAUUCGGGAAUUAGGCCUCUAAUUUUAAGCUAUCAUCCUGACAUCCAAAAUGAGGUAAGGAAAGCUUAUUUAAAUAUAGGUCGUCAUCAAGCUCCUCAAAAUUUCGUUUACCCUUGGUCUGCUCAAGGUAAACAAAGACGUCGAUUUUGA